GACUGAAGCAAGAAAACGAGCGACGAAGCGGAAGUUCUAAGCUCAGCUAGACGGGCUAUCUCGGUGAAGGAGAAACGCUACAGAAAUUCAAUUUGCAUCUGCCAGCCUCCAAAGCUGACUCCCACCUUCACCGGAGUCUCUAAUUGUUCUGCCUCUCCAAUAUGUCGACUCACUCAGCGAAAAGAAGGAGAUUGAGCCCUCCCCCGGACGAAUCCUCGCAUGCACGAAUUAUCAACCGAGAUAAACAGGCUGAUAGUGAUGGUUCCAAUAUUACCCGGAAAGCCGCCUCCUAUACUCCGCGCAUCACUGGAAGAGAAAAGAAUGAUCGUUCCGCUGAACUUGCGCUCGCCAGCGGCUUUUACAAGUCCAGUUUUUUCAAGCUACAGUUGGACGAGUUACUGAAUGAACUGAGGCCGAACUAUGAUAAGCACGUAUCGCGACUUCAGGAGACACUUCAGGAGCUGAAAACUGUUAUCGAAUCCCUUCCGGAUAGGCCUCCGAAGUCAGCCCUAGAAGCAGAGAAAGAGCUGCGUGGCUCGCAUGGUAUCACUGUCCCAUUCCCUGAACCUCGCCCAGGAAAGGAUACAAAGUAUACCGUCUCAUACUCUAGACCAUCCAAUAUUAACGUGGUGGGAAGUCUAUCUCUAAGAACGGGUGCCAAAAGUUCCGAACCGCUCACAGUGGACCUGGCAGUGACAAUGCCGAAUACUCUCUUCCAGGAGAAAGACUAUGUGAACUACCGUUACUUCCAUAAGAGGGCGUAUUACAUCGCGAGCCUCGCGGCCGGGAUCAGGGAGGCGGAAGGAUUGGGCUUCAACGUUAAGUUCGGGCUUCAGGAUGGCGAUAGCCUCCGCCCUGUUAUCCUACUGGCACCUAAACGAACCGACGAAAAGGAGCAUGUGUCCGCUAAAUUCCAGAUCCGUAUCAUAACAGCCAUCGAAGACUCACUAUUUCCGAUUUCUCGGACCUUGCCAGCAAGAAACAAUAUACGACAGGGCUCAACGGAUGCGUCUGCGUCCGAAGAGUCUACUCCGCUCUACAAUGCUACUCUUCGCUCUGAGGCCACUGUGACUCUGUAUCACAAAUACGUAUACAACGCUGCUCGGAACUGUGAAUCAUUCAGGGAUGCUUGCAUCCUAGGCCGGACGUGGCUCCGACAGCGUGGCUUGGGUUCGUCACUGUAUAGUGGCGGAUUUGGUGGGUUUGAGUGGACGAUACUUAUGUCUCUUCUCUUCGAAGGAGGAGGCCCAAAUGGAAAGCCUGUCCUUUUAAAGUCGUACAGUAGCUAUCAGCUAUUCAAGGCGACCUUGCAAUUUCUUGCAGGAAGGGAUUUGACGAGCCCAUUGUUGUUUUCGGCUACGGAUAUUCCUUUUCACCACGGGGUUCCGGCUUUGUAUGACGGCAAAAGAGGGUUGAACGUUCUAUACAAGGUGACUCCUUGGUCCUAUGCCUUCCUUCGCCGCGAGGCAAACACCACCGUCAAGAUGUUAAAUGAGUCCCGUGACGACAACUUCGACAAGGUGUUUAUCAUCAAAGUAAACGAACCCCUACUCAAGUUUGACCGGAUCGUCAAGCUUCCGUCCCCGGACUGCGCGAGCGUUCUUCGAAAUCUACACUGCCAAACUGCGAUUUAUGAUGUGCUUGCUAAGGCACUUGGGGACAGAGCGGAUCUUAUACAUAUUUACGGUGGUGUUACCGAGCCCUGGCCGGUGGAGGCGAAGCCGAAUCGCAAAUUGGAGAGCAAGGGCGUCUUUGUGGGGUUGCUUCUGAAUACCGAAAAUGCUGCGCGUGCUGUCGAUCAUGGCCCGUUUGCGGAACAAAAAGAAGAAGCAGCAUCUUUCCGGUCCUUUUGGGGAGAGAAGGCCGAGCUUAGGCGUUUUAAAGAUGGCAGCAUCCGGGAGAGCUUGGUAUGGACUGAUGAAGCAUCUUCACCGUCUAUAGUAUACCAAAUCUUGGCGUACAUUCUGAGACGCCAUUUCAAUUACACGGAAGACGAUUUGAUUUAUAUUGGAGACGAGUAUGACCAGAAGCUUCGCGAGGGCGGCGAUAAUGUCUUUUCAUACUCUAGCCCGUCUUUUCAAUCGAUCACGGAUGCUUUCAAUUCCGUGCAGAAAUCUAUUAAAGACAUGGAUGGUGUCCCCCUCACCGUCAGGCAGCUAGCACCAGCUAGCCCAAGUUUGCGUUAUACUGCUCUUCGAUUGCAGGGUACCACCGGGUUACCAUGCGACCCAGCGGACAUUGUUCUACAGUUUGAGAGUUCGGCCCGGUGGCCGGAUGACCUGAAGGCAAUCCAGAUGACCAAGGUGGCCUUCCUCGUUAGGAUUGGGGACUGUUUGAAGUCGUCUGGAGUUGCUUCUCUUUGCAAAGUCGGGUUGGAGAACGAGUCAAUUGGGAUACUUAACAAUGCCUUUCUGGACAUUACCCAUAUGUCCGGAAUCAUCUUCCGCCUCAGAAUCCAUCACGAUCGAGAACAGUUAUUGCUAGAGCGUCAGCUGAAGGACAAGGGAGCUAGCCCGCUGACAAAGCAGCAGGUGGCCUACGCCUUGUCUGCGUAUAAGCGACUCUUUAUCCAAACUCCUCGUCUGACACAGGCAAUUCGUACUCUAUGUACACGCUUCCCGCUGCUGUCACCAACAAUCCGCCUCGCUAAACAUUGGUUCAACUGCCACCUGCUUGCAGGGCAUGUCAGUCAGGAAUUGAUCGAGCUACUGGUAGUUCGAGUCUUUACCCAACCCUAUCCAUGGGACACCCCUUCCAGUGUUAUGGCUGGUUUUCUAAGAACCCUUCACCUCCUUUCUCGGUGGGACUGGCAACAAGAGGCACUAAUGGUUGAUUUUGGUGAAUUGGACCAGAAAGCAAUGGAAGCAAUACAGACUCGUUUCUCUGCCUGGAGAAGCAUCGACCCGGCAAUGAACACCGUCGCCUUAUUCGUUGCUUCCGAUAUUGAUGUUGACGGCGUGACUUGGACUCAACAUGAGAUGCCCCCCAAAGUCGUGGCUGCUCGAAUGCGCACAUUGGCUAAGGCGGCUAUGAAAUUGCUGCGCGACGAGGGGUAUGGCCUUGAUAUAUCGGAUCUGUUCCAUACAUCCCUAGCGCCUUAUGAUUUUGUCAUUAAUCUUCGCGCGGGCUUACUACGUGAACAUUCGGGCCUGUCAACAAGGUUCAAGAACCUAGACGGACGGAGAAUCGCGCAGGCUGCUAAACCUGCAGUCGUCAAGUCCUUUGCCCGUGACCUGCAGGCCUGUUACAACCAAAACAUGCUUCUCUUCCAUGGAGACGAAGGUUGCAGUGUUAUUGCCGGAUUGUGGAAUCCGCAGAUCUUCAAACCAAAGAGUUGGACACUGAAGCUGGCAUAUUCAACGUGCCCAGUAGAAUCCAAGCUCGCCGACGAAGUAUCCAUAAACCGCCAGGCCGUUUUGAGCGAAAUCGCUAGGCUAGGUGCUGACUUGGUCGACAGUAUUGAAGUUCACACAGGGUUGGCUUCGAAAGAGUAAAGAUGGGAUGUCUGUUGACAAACACUUUCCAUUGCCAUGUAUCAUUAAAUACCUAGAAGCGCCGUUGCAAUGCGAUCGCGAAGGGAGAAACCAAAAUAUCGUGAAACAGAAAACAAUGCCGAAUGACACUCGUACAUAUAAUAUACUAUUGGUCCUUUCUCCCACCUUCGUUCCAUUUACGGGCCCGCAAUUGCCUUCUCAGCCAUCUCGAUCGGUGCCUGGGACGAAAACGAACAGAACUUAUCUUUGAUCGCCACAACUUCAUAUGUGCCUUCGUCAGAC
Molecule: messenger RNA, 3776 nt
Organism: Aspergillus ibericus CBS 121593
Lineage: Eukaryota; Fungi; Ascomycota; Eurotiomycetes; Eurotiales; Aspergillaceae
Product: rRNA-processing protein UTP22
Exons: 1
Coding region: 162-3494 (1110 amino acids)
Biological process (GO): tRNA export from nucleus; rRNA processing
Cellular component (GO): small-subunit processome; UTP-C complex; CURI complex
Source: RefSeq, a predicted model, not a curated record